Messenger RNA from Aspergillus candidus, 1334 nucleotides. RefSeq lists its product as uncharacterized. The transcript has 2 exons. The annotation marks the transcript as partial. The record is from RefSeq and is a predicted model, not a curated record. NCBI's taxonomy places the organism in Eukaryota, Fungi, Ascomycota, Eurotiomycetes, Eurotiales, Aspergillaceae.
UGACAUGCCGCCCAACUUCUACCAUGUAUCCUCACCCCCCUUCCCCGACACUAUACGGGCAAAGUAUCCUAUCUCUAAUCCCCUCGUUCUUUGAAAGAAAUCAUCUCGGUAAUGUGUCCUUCCUUCACUCGAAAUCUCAGUCAACAUCCUCUCACUAGGCUAAGGAAGCUCCUGUUUCGAUGGUUUUCAAUCGACCAUACUCGGCAGUAACAAACACUCUAGCGGGCAUAUGGGGGUAUUUCUUCAACCCGGCCCCUCCCCCCACGGAUGGUGACCAUGAAAGGUCAGUACUAUCCCUUGCGGUGGAGCCAAUGCAAUACCCUUGCUAAGAGCUACUUUCUGCUACUACAGGGACGAUUCGGAUGACCAGAUCUCGGAGAAUGAGGAGGAUUCUGAGAACACGGCUACUCCUUCACAAGAGGGGUCGCUGAUCGGAGAGGAGGAAUUUCCAGAUAGAGAAGACCCUGCAGAGAGUCCGCCACCCCGGAGCCCGCCACCCCGGAGCCCGUCACCCCAGAGUCCGUCACCCCAUAGCGAGAAUGAAGGACGGAAAUCCCCCGACUGGGGACCUCCAGAUAGUAUGACCACGCAUGAGGGCCCAUCAAGUGACCACAAUGACGCCAUGGAUAUGGAAGGGGACGGCUCAUUACCUCAGAGCCCGUCACCCCAGAGCCCUAGUGAAGGACGACAACCCCCGGAGUGGGUUCCACCAGAUAACACAGACACGCAUGAGGAGCCGUCCAGUGACAAAGAUGACGCCAAGGAGACGGAAGGUGACGGCCCGCCAUCCCAGAGCCCGAGUGAAGGACAGGAAUCUCCCGAGUGGGGGCCCCCAAAUAGUACAGACACGCAUGAUGGUCAAACAAGUGAUCACAGUGACGCCACGGAAGGAGAAGUGAACGGCGCAGAAGAACUUACUACUCCGCCCAAAACCGACGACCAAGACCUUGGACACAAUUGGGUGCAUGGAAGUGUCACGCCGUUAGCGACUGGUGGGGUAGAUCGCGAAAAGCUUCCGUGGGGCAAGAAUACGGUCACGUCGGCCAAGGCUGGCUUGUCGAAGGUUCAACGUAAUAGAAGGGAUUUGAAUGCACGCUUCAACGUGGAUAUGAGAGCUGAUGUGAGCCUAGAGAUUCACACUCAACUACAAGGAGAUGUUGUCCUGGGUACGUUUGACUAGAUUGCCAUGGCUUUCUGGUCAAGCGGGUGCUUCAUACAGAUCGGGUGCCACAGAUUGGGUGCCAUAACACAAUGAGGAUCUUCUCAGAGGGAGAUACAUUUCGACUUUUGAACAAGAUAGCGCUGGUUAUGGCCGAUCAAACGGCGCAAGUCCG